This is a messenger RNA of Arabidopsis lyrata subsp. lyrata, 2640 nucleotides long. Its product is annotated as myb-like protein X. NCBI's taxonomy places the organism in Eukaryota, Viridiplantae, Streptophyta, Magnoliopsida, Brassicales, Brassicaceae. The transcript has 2 exons. The coding region runs from base 185 to 2434 and encodes 749 amino acids. The record is from RefSeq and is a predicted model, not a curated record.
CUGCAAUUUGCUUUUGAUUCCAAUUGAAGGGACGCACGAUUUUAGUGGCAGUUUAACGGGAACACUACUUCUCUCUCUAGAUCCCAAAAAUCAAAAUCUUUCCUUUAUCAAAAAUUCUUCAUCUUUCUGUUUUCCCAGAAAUAAAAAAGCUCUCUUGAUUUGCCUUUCCUGGUUUUGAGGAAGUAUGUUUAGAUCAUCACCAAGAAGAGGACAGAGAUCAAAGGGUUUCAAGGUGAAGCAUUGUAUUCAAUUGACUUUGUUACUUAGUGUUGGAAUAUGGUUGCUUUAUCAAGUUAAGCAUUCUCAUGAGAAGAAAUCUCAGUUUGAGGAAAGUGCAAAGAUUGUUGUUGGUGGUGGUGGUGGUGAUAAAGUUGUCAAGCUUGGUAGGAAAGAUCUUAUCCCUCGUGUUGUUGAAGAUGAAGCUGAGGAUGAAGGAAGUAAGAAUGUUGUUGAGAGUUUUAAUGGCGGUGGUGAUGAUAAGGAGAAUGAGAUUGUAGAAGGAGGUGAAGAGAGUAAGGAGAAGGAAAGUGAAGGGAUUGAGGAGAAGAGAGAUAAUGGCGGCGGUGCGGAAGAGAGUGAGGUUGAAGAGAAGAGAGAUAAUGGCGGUAGUACGGAAGAGAAUGAGAAGAGUGAGACAGAGGAAAGUGAGGCUGAGGAGAAGAAAGACAAUGGCGGUGGUACGGAAGAGAAUGAGAGGAGUGGUACUGAAGAGAGUGAGGUUGAGGAGAGGAAAGACAAUGGCGCUACCGAAGAGAAUGAGGAGAGUAAAGAGAAGAGUGGUAAUGAAGAGAGUGAGGUUGAGGAGAGGAAAGACAAUGGAGGUACAGAGGAGAGCGAAGAGAGGAAAGAAAAGAGUGGUACGGAAGAGAGUGAGGUUGAGGAGAAGAAAGACAAUGGUGGUACCGAAGAGAGUGAGGUUGAGGAAAAGAAAGAAAACGGAGGUACAGAUGAGAGCGAAGAGAGUAAAGAGAAGAGUGGUGGUACGGAAGAGAAGGAUGUAGAUGAGAAAGCGAUUAUUGAAGAGGCAAGAGAGAAUAAUUACAAGGGAGAUGAUGCUUCUAGUGAGGUAGUCCAUGAGUCUGAGGAGAAGACUAGUGAGUCGGAGAACGGUGAGAAAUUGGAAGACAAGUCGGGUAUAAAGACUGAAGAAGUGGAGGAUUCUGUUAUCAAGAGUGUUUUGCCUAACGCAACCGAUAAUGGGGAAAGCAGUAGUGAUGAGAAGACUGGUUCAUCCUCAGGUCAUGAAUCGGAUUCGUCGGAGGGAAUCAAAUCUGAGGGUGAAUCUAUGGAGAAGAAUGAGUUGUUGGAGAAGGAGUUCCAUGAUUCUAACGGUGAGUCUUCUGUGACCGGGAAAUCAACGGGUUCUGGAGACGGAAGUUCUCAAGAAACUAGGAAAGAUGAAGAUGAGAAAGAGAAGGUAGAAUCUUCUGAAUUGUCAUCUCAAGAGGAAAGUAAAGACAAGGAAAGUGAGACAAAGGAGAAGGAAGAAUCUUCGUCUCAAGAGGAAAGUAAAGACAAAGAAACUGAGACAAAGGAGAAAGAAGAGUCUUCGUCGCAAGAGGAAACUAAAGACAAAGAAACCGAAGCAAAGGAGAAAGAAGAGUCUUCAUCACAAGAGAAAAACGAAGACAAGGAAACUGAGACCAAGGAGAAAGAAGAGUCUUCUUCUCAAGAGAGAAACGAAGACAAGGAAACUGAGAAAAUAGAGAAAGCCGAGUCUUCGUCCCAAAAGGAAACGAAAGAAAAAGAAACCGAGACGAAGGGGAAAGAAGAGUCUUCUUCCCAAGAAAAAACUGAAGACAAGGAAACCGAGACAAAGGAAAACGAAGAGUCUUCGUCUCAAGAGGAAACUAAAGAGAAAGAAAACGAGAAGAUUGAGAAAGAAGAGUCUUCGUCUCAAGAGGAAACUAAAGAGAAAGAAAACGAGAAGAUUGAGAAAGAAGAGUCUUCAUCUCAAGAGGAAACUAAAGGCAAAGAAAACAAGAACAUUGAGAAAGAAGGGUCUUCGUCUCAAGAGGAAACUAAAGGCAAAGAACACGAGAAGAUUGAGAAAGAAGAGUCUGCAUCGCAAGAGGAAGACAAAGAAACCGAGACAAAAGAGAAAGAAGAGUCAUCGUCCAACGAUUCACAAGAAAAUGGAAGUACUGAGAGUGAGAAGAAGGAACAGGUCGAGAAAAAGACUGACGAAGACACAAGUGAAUCUAGCAAAGAAAAUAGCAACUCAGAUACUGAACAAAAGCGAUCAGAGGAAACAUCAGAAACUUCAGAGAAAGAGGAAAGCAACAAGAAUGGUGAAACAGAGGUAACUCAAGAACAUUCUGAUUCUUCUUCGGAUACUAAUCUUCCUCAAGAAGUAAAAGAUGUUCGCCCCGAUCUUGAAACUUUGCCUGACUCUGGAAAUGGAGGGAGCAAUGAGAGUGUUGCGGCUGAGUAAAUCUCCUCUGGUUGAUCAAAUUCUCUCAUUUGAUGUUGUUUUAGUAGAGAGUUUUUUUUUUACGAAUUGAAUUUGUGUCAUUGUAAUUUGUUGUAAUCUUUUUUUUCUUUUAAACAUAUUUUCUUGUCAUUCCCAGAGUAUAAGUUAUAGCUUUUCUUUUGUACCGAACACAUGAUUAUUUUUGUCUUUAAAGCAAAUUCUUGAAA